Molecule: messenger RNA, 1296 nt
Organism: Fraxinus pennsylvanica
Lineage: Eukaryota; Viridiplantae; Streptophyta; Magnoliopsida; Lamiales; Oleaceae
Source: the annotation of a GenBank genome assembly
AUGGAAUUCUUCCAUAGAUGCUUGGAGGGAAGGCCAGAGAAAUUUAUAAAAGACAGAAUGGAAAAGUACAAAUCUCAUGUGUUGAAGACUUCAUUGUUGGGUGAGAACGUGGCCAUCUUGUGUAGCCCAGCAGGGAAUAAAUUCUUGUUCUGUAAUUCAAAUAAGUUGGUCACAACUUGGUGGCCCAACUCAGUGAAAAAGCUACUCGGGCCAUGCAUAACCACUAUUGGUGGGAAUGAAGGAAUGCAAAUGAGGAAGAUGGUACUGUAUUUUUUCAGUCCUGAUGCAUUCAUAAAGCUUUAUAGUAAAACUAUAAAUUUAGUAACUCAGCAGCAUAUCAAUACUCACUGGCAAGGUAAAGAGGUGGUGAAUGUUCAUCAGACAAUCAGAUUAUUCACAUUUGAAGUUGUGUGUCGUGUACUUACGAGCAUUGAAGACGAAAAACGGAUUGAAAAGCUAGGUACCCUAUUGAAUAUAUUUGUAAGGGGAGUAAUCUCAGUGCCCAUCAACUUGCCUGGAACAAGAUUUUAUAAUGCUAAAAGAGCAAUAAUUUCUCUUAAGAAGGAUUUAUUAGCGUUGGUUCGAGAGAGAAGAUUGGCCUUGGAACAGAAAACUGCUUCACCUUCACAAGAUCUUUUGUCACAUUUGAUUGCCUGUCCAGAUGAAAACGGGCUGUUCAUGUCAGAAUCGAUAAUCGUAAAUAAUAUAGUACUGCUACUUUUUGCUGGUUAUGACACUUCUAGCGUUGCAAUAACUCUGGUGAUUAAGUAUCUUGGAGAACUUCCAAAAAUUUAUGAAAAUGUACUAAGAGAGCAACUAGAAAUUGCUUCGUCAAAAGAAGGUGAAUUUCUGCACUGGGAGGAUAUACAGAAGAUGAAGUACUCAUGGAAUGUAGUGUCAGAAACUAUAAGACUAUACCCAUCAGUACCAGGUGCUUACAGAGAAGCAUUAGUGGAUUUAAAGUUUGAAGGUUAUGACAUUCCCAAAGGAUGGAAGUUAUUCUGGAGUGCCCCUUUGACACAAAUGGAUCCUAAUUUCUUUCCAGACAGCACAAAAUUUGAUCCGUCACGAUUCGAGGGGGCUGGGCCUGUUCCACAUUCUUACGUUCCAUUUGGAGGGGGGCCUCGGAUGUGCUUGGGAAAAGAAUUUGCUCGACUUGAAAUACUUAUAUAUCUACACAACAUUGUUACGAGAUUUAGGUGGAAUUUGUUGAUUCCUGAUGAGGAAAUAGUAUAUGACAUAAGUCCUACCCCAAAGAAAGGACUUCCAAUUCGUCUUCACCCUCAUAAUGCUUAA